Molecule: messenger RNA, 957 nt
Organism: Clonostachys byssicola
Lineage: Eukaryota; Fungi; Ascomycota; Sordariomycetes; Hypocreales; Bionectriaceae
Source: the annotation of a GenBank genome assembly
AUGGUCCACCAGAUCGAUUUUCAGCUGGAGCGCGAUGUCCCAGAACUAAGUGGCAAAGUGUUGCUUGUUACCGGAGGGACAAAGGGUCUGGGUGCUGGGGCGGUAUCUCUUCUUGCUAAGCGCAAGCCCGCCAAGAUCUAUAUCACCGGACGGAACAAGGCAGCUGCGCAGAAACUUAUCAACCAAGCUCAGGAAGAUGGCUCACAGUCCGAGAUAAUUUUCCUCGCGUGCGAUCAAACCAGCCUUGCGUCAGUUCAGCAGGCAGCUGACGCCUUUCUAGCCAAAGAAUCGCGUCUCGACGUGCUGAUGGCAAACGCGGGUAUUAUGGCCGCUCCUCCUGGGCUGACAAAAGACGGAUACGAGAUGCAUUUUGGAGUUAAUCAUAUGGCCCACGCUCUCUUGAUAGAGAGGCUUCUUCCUGUACUAGAAGAAACUGCUAAUUCCCAUGGGGACGCUCGUGUAAUCAUGAUGUCAAGCGUCGGAUUCGUUCUUGCUCCAUUCUUCCAAGGUAUUGUUUUCGAAGACCUAAAAACUGAACAGGACUAUAUGUUCCUGGGCCCGUUACAGCGAUAUGGUCAAAGCAAGCUUGCGAAUAUGCUCUAUGGACGAGAGCUAGCCCGUCGCUACCCCAAGGUUACAACGAUUGUGAUCCAUCCGGGCGAGGUCAAGACUUCAUUAGUUCUAAACUUAUCGGGCAUCAGUAAGUAUGUUGUUUAUCUUGGUACAUACCUCAAGGAUCUUCCAUUUAGCCUGGGGCAAUUCUUGUCGGUUGAACAGGGUCCUUGGAAUCAGGUUUGGGCCGUUGGAGUACCCAAAGACACUGUUGCGGCCGGUGAAGUAUAUGAGCCAGUGGGUAUAGCAAUGACGGCCUAUUCCUCCUUUCGCUUGAAUGACAAGCUUGCUGCGAGGCUUUGGAGUUGGACCGAGGGAGAACUGAAGAAAUGGAGCGAUUCAUAA